Molecule: messenger RNA, 1410 nt
Organism: Haemonchus placei
Lineage: Eukaryota; Metazoa; Nematoda; Chromadorea; Rhabditida; Trichostrongylidae
Source: the annotation of a GenBank genome assembly
AUGAUUAUAUCGUUAGUAAUGAUCGAUAUUAGUAAUGAUUAUAUCGUUAGUUUAGAAAUCUGUGACUAUGUGAAUUAUCACGACGACAUAUGUGAAGGAGGCGGGUACCUUUUAUGGUCGCAAUAUGUAGAAUGUCAAUUCGACACUGCUAAAAAGGUAGCAGUCAUUGUUGCGGGCUUCUUCUGGAUGCUCAUGUUGUUCAUAAUGGUUUCGACGACAGCUGACGAUUUCUUCUCGCCAAACGUCUCAAGGAUUGUCGCCCACUUGAAAAUCAGCGAAAGUAUAGCCGGCGUAACCUUCAUGGCAUUUGGAAAUGGAGCACCAGACAUUUUCGGAUCAAUCGCUUCCGUUCUCAGCAGUCCAAAACCAAAAGCUGGCUUAGCACUUGGAGAACUUCUUGGAGCUGGCAUCUUCGUUACCUCAGUUGUAACUGCUACUAUAAUAUUAGUGCGUCCAUUCAAAAUCGAUAUUUUCGCAACGAUUCGAGAUCUGAUUUUCUAUUUGAUCGCUCUCGGAUGGAUUCUAUUUGUGUUCCUCUACAGUCACCAAGUCUAUAUCUGGGAACCUUCAGGUAUGCCUUUGUUUUCGUUACUACGGCUUUCAGUUGGGAAUUCUUUGAAAACACUACUCAGCAGUCAUUAUUACCUCAUACGUCCAAGCCUAUCUGUUCCCUUCCAGAUGCCAGGGAUGGUUUUCCUGAAGCUGACGAUUCCGCUAAACGAGACAAGUUGGUCGAAAGCAGUAGCAAUCAUACAGGCUAUCUGUGCUCCGCAAUGGUUUCUCUUCGCCAUACAGUAUUUGACAUUCAAACCAUUUGACGGAAGCCCAGGGCUCUAUGCAUACGCGUUUAUACUAUCAGCGAUAGUUAUUGUUUUACUUUCGAUUUUUACAAGUAUGGGAGUGAAGCCCAGAUAUUAUGAGGAAACCGCGUCUUAUGUUGGCUUUAUCAUGUCGAUCUCAUGGAUUUAUUUCAUUUCGUCUGAAAUAGUGAGCGUGGUGACAAUGUUUGGAGUGAUCUCGCAGAUAUCUCAUGAGGUACUUGGGUUGACGAUCCUCGCAUGGAGUAAUAGUAUUGGUGAUUUGAUCGCUGAUAUCUCUGUUGUGAAGCAAGGUUAUCCUCGAAUGGCUAUUUCUGCCGCCAUAGGUGGACCCCUUUUCAACUUACUUAUUGGUUUCGGAUUACCGUUCCUUAUCGCCAAAGCUAAAGGAAGGACAGUUACGAUCGAUUUCAAUCCAACUUACAAGAUGCUCGUUCUGUUUCUUGGUAUAUCGUUGUCGACCACCUUGAUAGCAUGUUUUGUGCAAAGAUUUUACCUACGACGACCACAUGCUAUCGUAUUGAUACUCAUCUAUCUGCUUUUCAUCACUAUGAUCAUACUAACCGAGACCGACGUCGUCGUUUGGAAUUAA